GUUCUGAAGUGAUUUUAUUGAUAUAUGUAAAAUGUAACAACUUUGUAGUGACAAACAAAGCGGUUCAUCCCUCUUAAGUUCUACAUUAUACACGUGAAACACACUAACAGCACAGCGAGAGACCUCCGCGUUUUAAGGAGUUCGGUCGUUUCAAUAAAGUUAUUUUUGGCGACUGGACAGUGACGUCACUGAGCUGCGACGCAUCUCACGGAGGGACCACACGCGUGUUUGACGGAUCAGAACCCAGGUCCGCUGAAGACCAGCACCCAGUCCUCUCCUCUCCGACCCGGCGCGAUGGGAGACACCAGCCGGCUGUGCUCCGUGUGGCUCGGAUCCGAGACCGGCAUCCUGAAGGGGGUCAGCGUGUCCCGGAAGCAGGCCUUCAACUUCUGCAACACGAGCCACCUGAGCCGCGACCAGGAGGUCCGCGCGCUGUGCUGGGGGGACCCGGAUGAGAGCGAGCUGCUGGUGGGCUCCGUGGACGGAACCGUGAAGACCUUCAGCGUCCAGAAGGGGGUCUUCACCGAGACCCGGCGCUGCGGGGAGCCCGCGGAGGGCUGCUUCACCGGGCUGGCGCGGCUCAGUGGGUCCGGGCUGCUUACCUGCGUCGAGACCGGGACCCUGCGGGUCUGGCGCGAGGACGGCGCCGAACCCGCCACCGAGAUGAAGGCCGGGGAUCACGUGAGUCGGAUGCGCCAGAGCCCGGUGAACCGGAACCACGUGGCCACCGGAGGGAAGGCGAACGGGCUGAAGAUCUGGGACCUGCAGAAACCCGACAAGCCCGCGUUCACCGCCAAGAACCUGCGGGACGACUGGCUGGACCUCACGAGGCCGCAGUGGGUCCGCGACAUGGCCUUCAUCCCGGAGUCCGACAAGGUGGUGACGUGCACCGCGUACCACCAGGUCCACGUGUUCGAUCCCUCCACCCCUCAGCGGCGCCCCGUCCUGGAGUUUGAGUAUGGCGAGCACCCGCUCACCGCCCUGUCGCUGCCCGCCGCCGGCAACGCCGUGGUGGUGGGCAACACCCACGGCCACAUCGCCCUGCUGGACCUGAGGAAGGGCGUGGUGCGCGGCUGCCUGAAGGGGACGACGGGGGGGGUGCGGGCGCUGCAGUGUCACCCCACCCGGCCCGUGGUGGCGUCCUGCGGCCUUGACCGCUUCCUUCGCGUCCACAGCCUGGAGGACCGCAAGCUGCAGCACAAGGUCUACCUGAAGUCCAGGCUCAACUACAUCCUGAUCGCAGCAGCGCUGGUGGACGGAGGGGGGGCGGCGGCGGGGGAGGGCGGGACUGAGGGGGUGAAGGAGGAGGACGGGGAGGAAGACGACGAGGUGUGGGAGACCAUGGAGCGCGUGGAGGAGAAGACGAAGAGGAAAACCACAGAGGAAGAGGAGCUGCAGAAGACGAGCAAGAAAAAGAAAGGACAGGACUGAGGGGCGUUUGAGGGCCCCGGUCAGAGUGGGACAUUUCACUGUCGGACUGAAACACUAUGAAAGAGACAAGCGUUGUCCUUCCUGGACAGGACGUUUGUUUAUUCAUCUGAGACAAAUCAGUCUGACAAUAUUACAAAUGUAUUUUCUAAUAUUUAGGCAGCAGCGUGAGAUUAAAACAGUUCAAGAAUCCAGCUUCUUUUUUUAAUCUUAAUUUUAGCCUGAACCUGGUUGGGAUGAAGAAGGGGCGCACGGCCUAAAACGUUUGAACCAGUAUCUGUGGUCCUGAUCCUCAACAUGAACGGGCCUCGCCGACCUUUGCCCCCUGGGGGCUUGGAGAGACACAGCAGAGACAAGUGAUCCCAGGACACUUUUAAAUGGGACGUUAAGUAAUAGAAUUCACUCAAAUAGAUAGAAGUGUUAUAAUAUACAUGGUCACAUCUGUCACGUGACGUUGACCCAUGUCGUGUUUUUAAAUGCACAUUCAGAACAAACUGCUCUUAGUGAUGACGUUAACUGUGUCCUGCUGCCCCCCAUACGGCCCCUGAGCCCCCGGGUCCAUGUGCUGUUCUUAUGAACAUCAAUGUACUACACACAUUUAUAACACACACAAGGAGCAGCUCGUCUGCAGUUAUUAGUGAAAAGUCACUUUAAUGACGUUCACACUUUAGAGGCUGACUGACGCUGAGGCGGUUUUAUAAAUAGUUUAUAACAGAAAUGGAUCAAAGUUAUGAACCUGUAACAUUACGGAAUAAAUACACACAGAAACUGAACUCACUUUGCUGCUUUUGUUUUGUGAUUAUAAACUAACUUGUGUUCUUCUCUCAGCCUGAGUAUACCAUCCUCCACAGAAGCUUUUCUUCCUGAAUGAAAUCAAAUAAAAUUCUUCUUUUUCUGUA
Molecule: messenger RNA, 2327 nt
Organism: Gasterosteus aculeatus aculeatus (three-spined stickleback)
Lineage: Eukaryota; Metazoa; Chordata; Actinopteri; Perciformes; Gasterosteidae
Gene: wdr74
Product: WD repeat domain 74
Biological process (GO): ribosomal large subunit biogenesis
Cellular component (GO): nucleolus; preribosome, large subunit precursor
Molecular function (GO): protein binding
Source: RefSeq, a predicted model, not a curated record